AUGUCUUCUUCCUCUUCGUCAUCGACGAAUCAAUCCAACGAGAAUCCAAUUCCUCGCCCGAACCGAAGCAAGACUCGAGCCCCCCCACUCGGCGACGUCGUAAACCGCCGUAAUCCUCUCGGAGAUAUCACAAACCAGAAGACCGGAUCUAGAAUCUCCGCUCCGUCGUCUACUCUCGUUCAUUGUUCGAAUAAGAUCAGCCAAUCAAAGAAAGCAACAAAACCUCCCAAGCCAAUCGCGAAAUCAAACUUACUCGUUCCUUACGAAGACAUCGAAUUGCGUAAUGCUUUGGGGGAAGAUGAGGUUGAUGAUAUUGAUAGUGACCUUGUGGAUCCACAGCUUUGUGGUGUCUUUGCUUCCGAUAUCUUCCAGCAUUUGCGUUCAUCCGAGGUGAAGAAAAGGCCUGCUUUUGAUUACAUGGAGAGAGUUCAGUCAAACAUCAAUGCUAGCAUGCGUACUAUCCUCAUUGAUUGGCUUGUGGAGGUUGCUGAAGAGUAUAGGCUUUUGCCUGAGACGUUGUACUUGGCAGUGAACUGUUUAGACCGGUAUCUUUCAGGGAAUGUUAUUACUAAGCAAAACCUGCAGUUACUCGGUCUUCUGGAGAUGGAGUCUUCUGUUCUGAAUUACUUGAAGUUCGAGUUAACAACUCCAACCGCAAAAUGUUUCCUAAGGCGCUUUCUUCGUGCUGCUCAAGGCAAAACAGAGGUCCCAUCAAUCCUGUUUGAGUCACUAGCAUGCUAUCUCAGCGAAUUAUCUCUGUUAGAUUACGCUAUGCUUCGCUACGCUCCAUCACUUGUAGCAGCCUCUGCUGUUUUCUUGGCACAAUACAUAUUACACCCUUCACGUAAACCAUGGAGCUCUACGUUAGAGCAUUACACGUCGUACAGGGCUAAACAUUUGGAAGCAUGUGUUAAGAAUCUUCUUCAGCUAUGUCAUGAGAGUCCCUUAUCCGAUGUAGUUGCAGUCAGAAAGAAGUACAGUCAAGACAAAUACAAGUUUGCAGCAAAGAAGUUUUGCCCCAACUCAUUGCCACAAGAGCUCUUCCUCUGA
Molecule: messenger RNA, 1050 nt
Organism: Eruca vesicaria subsp. sativa (arugula)
Lineage: Eukaryota; Viridiplantae; Streptophyta; Magnoliopsida; Brassicales; Brassicaceae
Source: the annotation of a GenBank genome assembly